GAUGAAUAGUUUUAGCAUGCUUAGUUUUUAUCUUAAAAUGAUUCAAUUGAACCAAAUGAUAUAUUUUUCGAUGCAGUUUAUUAAAAGCAAUAAUAAUAACAGUAACUAUAAAUACAACUUAUGUAGGUGUAACAUAAUUAUCCUAAUGAUGUUUUGAAUCCAUUACAAAAGUAUUAUGCAUUUUUAUCGGAACAAUAAGUAUCAGGUUAACAAGAGGAAUUAA
Messenger RNA from Paramecium primaurelia, 223 nucleotides. Lineage: Eukaryota; Ciliophora; Oligohymenophorea; Peniculida; Parameciidae. The record is from the annotation of a GenBank genome assembly.